Lactuca virosa is the source of this 515-nucleotide messenger RNA. The record is from the annotation of a GenBank genome assembly. NCBI's taxonomy places the organism in Eukaryota, Viridiplantae, Streptophyta, Magnoliopsida, Asterales, Asteraceae.
UUGUAAAAGAUGAGAAGAAUUUACGACGACCCUUUGAUUCAGCGAAAAACAAUGUUUUUUCGAACUCAUUUUCAGAACCCUAAAUCAAACAAUCUCAUCUUCAAUGUCUUCUUAAUAAGCUUCGAUAUAUAUCUUCAAUGGCUGAAUCAGAAAAUGGAUCGCCAGUGAGUAACCUGAAGGUGGAAGUAAGAGCAGGAAGAAUAAAAGAAACUUCACCUCGUUAUCGUAAAGAAAGUCAUGUGAGAGGAGGAGAAGAUACCAUCGAGGUGAGCACUCCAAUCAGCGAAUUUAAAGGUCAGAGUAUUUUUGAUCGAGCAAAAGAAGGAUUUGAGGCGCUUGUUGAAACGAUUCAUCCCAAGAAAGAAUAUGAUUAUUUCGUUUCCCCACCUAAAAAGGAAGAUGGAUUUCGAGCCACCAUUGGAAGAAAGUUAGAAAAAAUUACAUCUGCAAGGAGUCAUAAUCAUCAAGAUUGAGAUUAAUUUAUCUACUACCAAAUUAUGACUGUUUUUCCCCUG